Musa acuminata AAA Group (dessert banana) is the source of this 5160-nucleotide messenger RNA. Its product is annotated as two-component response regulator ORR6-like. Gene Ontology annotation, cellular component: catalytic step 2 spliceosome; nucleolus. The transcript has 7 exons. NCBI's taxonomy places the organism in Eukaryota, Viridiplantae, Streptophyta, Magnoliopsida, Zingiberales, Musaceae. Gene Ontology annotation, biological process: phosphorelay signal transduction system; cytokinin-activated signaling pathway. The record is from RefSeq and is a predicted model, not a curated record. Bases 4495 to 4905 code for a protein of 136 amino acids. Gene Ontology annotation, molecular function: mRNA binding; RNA helicase activity.
CCAACACCGAAAGUUGUCUCACUCUUGCAGUAAUUUUGUUGGUUUUGUUCAGCUGUUUGCUGGUUGCGACCUAGGUGCAAGGCUAGGUCUAUAUGUUUGCUAUCUCUGAACUCUGAAGCACAGAAUAUAAUGUCUAGCACAUCAGGACAAAGGACAAGAAGUCGGGUGAUGCACGUUUGUAACUGUGUAUCUUUUUUAUUGUCCUUUCUUUUCCUCCAUCUAUUUUGUUGGAUGUCCUUUGCUUCCUGUUGAUGUGAAAUACACUUAGUUCCUACAUGGACUAAGUUGCACGAACUGAAAAUCACUAUUUAAGAUUUCAUAAGUUUAUUUUCUUCCACUUCUUUCCAUUUCCUACCCUUUCUGAGUAUUGUUUGCUUUCACCCAUUAUGUAAGGUGGCAAUUUUUUCGUCCCUCCUGUUUCGACGAUUUUGAUACAUUACCAACAACUUCGCAGUUGAUGCUGAGAGGCCAAUUCUCAUAGCUCUCUUCAAUGUGAUAAGCCUAUUAUUCAAGUCUUGCACAAGAUUGAUGUAUUAGACAUUUAUACUUCUUGACAUCUCAGAGAUACAUGUUCAUUAUCUAUCCUGAAGUUUGUAAAAUUAACGUUUAUUUUUUCAUUUCCAUGUAUGCUUAAUCACUUAAACAGUUAAAUCUAGAAUUUUUGAACAAAUUAGUCUACAUCGGGUAGAUGAAUGAUUGAAUUUCUUUUCAAAUUCAUUUGUCUUUGUUUUUGCAUUUUAGAUAGGAAAAAAAAGAUUUUUAUUUGUGAACAACUAGGUAUCGUUUCUAUUGAGGAUAAGAUGAGAGAAAAUCAUUUAAGAUUAUAUGAGCAUGUGCUUAGGAGACCUCCAAAUGCGAUAGCCAGAAAAGGUGAAAUGAUUUAUGUUAGUGGUAUGAAUAGGGGUAGAAGAAGGCUUAAAAAGACCUUAAUAGAAACUAUAAAUAAAUAUUUAAGUACUCUAAACUUAAAUAAGCAUAUGACUUUUUACAUAUCUCAAUGGCGGCAAAAGAUCCAUGUAGCUGACCUCAAAUAGUUGGGACCUAUGAUUUUAUUGUUGUUGUUAUGCUUUAUUUUUGCCUGGAUUUUUUUUGGUCAAUCAAAUAGUGUUUGUUCAUGAUUUUACCCAUGUCAGUUUUUUCUGAUACCUUGUUCUUUGGUAUAGAGUAUUGUGUCUACUACCCAUUUUUGUUCUCUUUAUCUCUCUUAUUAUUCUGUUCUCUAUAUUUGACCUUUUUUAACUUGUCUGCAUUUUGUUGCUUGUUGCACUCAUGUGUCGUAUCUUCUUUUCAAGGUUGUCGUGUCUGUCAUUUAGGCACUUGAUUUACCCCCUCCUUCCCUUUCCUCAAUCUCUUCUUCCAAUAUCUUAUUUGCUUCAGUUACCAUGUAAGUAGAAUUUUCCAGUUUGCUUGUCUUCUUUUUUUGUCAUUUCUCUUAUGAAACUAGAGCCUAUUUGUCACUUUCCUAAGCUGCUGCAUGUUAGUAAUUGGAUCAUUGUCAUCGUUUGCCAACUAGAACACCUGUCAUUUAAUGAAAUAUUUUGAUUUCUUCUCCAACAUUAUUGCACAGCAAUUCUUCUAUAUAAUUCCUUAGCUCUAGCCUUGUUUCUCCCUCCCUUCUGUUUUUGCUGCAUAUGUAGUUGUACUUUACUGUAUACAUUACCUAUUCAGAUGAGCUACCAACCUAAUUUACUGCAGGAUCUCCAGAAGGAGCAAGGAUCAUUUAGGAAUUUGGGUUGCGAUCUCCAUUCAUCUAACAACUCCACUACCUUGCUUUCCCCUCUUCAGCCCUACAGUUAUAGUCCUAUAUAAUAUUUGGACUCGGUUGUAUCAGGUUCCAAAGAAGCCCUUAGGUUCUGCACUGAUUAUGUUGAUAAAUAAAUGUUGUUUUGGUAUCUGCAACUUUUCCCAAAGAAAUUCUGGAGUUGACCAACAAGUUCAUGGCCGACCCCAUAAGAGUCCUUGUAAAGCGUGAUGAACUGAUGUUGGAGGGCAUCAAUCAAUUCUUUGUUGCUGUUGAGCAUGACAAAUGGAAAUUUGGCACGUUAUGUGACCUGCAUGACAAUCUUACCAUUACCCAAGCCGUUAUAUUUUGCAGCAAGAAAAGAAAGGUGACUUCAUAGCGGUUAAUUUUUUUUAUGAUAUUUUAAACUUCAUUACACAGGUUCACUUGAGGCAGCUAAUUUCGUUAGAUAAUGAUGCUCAGUCAUAAAUAUCGAACACAUUCACUUUAUGUUUCACUUUGUUCAUGAUGCUGCAAAUUAGAUUCCAUAGCUUAGCUCGGUGUUUUUCUCAAGUACAUAAUUUUAAACAUGCAUUUCUGUGAUCAUUUGCAGCUUGUGGCUAUAAACUUUGCACCAAAAUGAUGACCUCAGGAUGCUAAGAGAAAUCAAACAAUAUUACAGUGUGCAGAUUGAUGAAAUGCCAAUGAAUAUAGCUGACCUUAUUUGAAACUAAUAUGACGAGGAUUGGUAGUUUAUCUCACAGAUUUGAAACUAAGCUGACCUUAUUUGAAACUAAGAUUAAUGAUGUUAUAUCGUGAUUAUCGAUAUAACAUCAUUAAUCUUGUCAAUUAUUUGUGCUCGGAAGACCGGCAUGUUUGAAUAGAAGAAAAUUAUCGUCUCUGCUGACUCGAAAUAAGAAAAUUAGAAGACCGGCAUGUUUGAAUAGAGUUUGCCUAUAUUAUUAACUGACUGUUAGCAUAUAUUUCAUGGUGGACCACAUAGAUGUCAACCCAAUGCUUGCGGUACGCAUGACAUAAAUCCUUAACCGCAGUAGCAAUCAUCAUUUACUAGAAUGCAACAAGUAUACAAUAUUGUGUAUCUCACAGCAGUAUUAUAAUGUAGGACUCAUUUCAUCCAUGUCUGCUGCAUAAUGUCUUCUUCUAUAUAUCUGUGCCGGGUGCUUAAAACUAUUAUUGAUGGGUGAAUCCAUCAGUAUUAUUGCAACCACGUAGUGUCUUCCAAGUUGACCCAUCUAAAUGCUUUAUCUGUACGUAGCAGAUAGGAAAUAGGUUGACUUAUUUUAUACAUCAGUAGCUUGGCAUCUUUGUUUCUUGUGUCUUCUCUUCGCUGGCAUUUGGACUUUGGAAUCACAAAAUCUUGCUGCACGUCGAGGUCGAGGUUGACCCCAGUAAACGAAAACAAACAAAACAACGGCGUCUUCCUGCUUGUGAAUGUCAACUCCCACCCUCAUAUCAUCGAGUUUGUCAACGAAUUCUUAGCUGUCUGUCUGUCUCUUGCCAUGCUGUGUGAUGGUGUCUUAAGUAAUUCGGAUGACAUUGCAUUUGAUUUGCAAGUCGACUGCCCUCAGCUAUCUUCCACAUGCAAUGGUGGAGUGUUGUGAGUCGGUGUUUCCUACUUGACAUUAGUGAAUUCUUUUAGUAGGAUUUGGCAUUAUAAAGUGGUUGACCUGCGGUGAUUUAAUAGAAUUUUUACUAUUAAAUGGGGGUCAACAUAGUUCAGUAAUCCAAUAACACAUCACAAAUAAUUUUGAUGUGAAUUUAAGUACUAAGGUUAGCAUUAAAAAAGAGUCAAAGGCUCACCAAAUCUAUCUGUGACACAGUAAAGUCUAACCAAAUAAUUAACUAAAGCACAUGAAGUAAUAUAACCAAACUAUUCGAAAAAGAACAGUAACCCACCUCAGCUCGAUGCCAAUUGAUGGUGACAUUUUGGUCAAACUUGUAGAUAUGUACUUGCCGACCUAAGACGAUCAAACACCCCACGGUAUAAUUUUGGACCUCCUCCCCACCGGUUCAAUUACACCGGUUCAACCAACCCAUGAUUCGAGUCGAAGAAAUUAAAUACAUACCCAAACUUCACUCGGCUAAAACCCCGACGAACCGAACCGAGCCGAGCCGAGCCGAGCCGAAGCCGGUUCAGUUAGUGGGGCUGGCGAAGGGGAAGUACAUGAUGAGAUCUGCUGGUCUCAGACGAAUCUUUCCCCGUUUGCUCACUGUCCGAUCUCCUGAUGGGGCAAAAGAUCUCGCUGUCGCUGCGGUUCGAUACGCUUCCCGCAGACCAAUAUCUCCUCCCCCCAAUCCCGAUCCUUCCACAACCAUCAUCACCGAGGUUGGAUUCAGCAUCGGCAUGAUGAGCUCCUCCGACUCCAGCGAGAUCUCCCUCGGUACUGAUCCAAAGAUCUCGUCCCCCUCCCUCCCUCCCUCCCGUCGACGUGCAUGAUAUGGUAUCCAAUUAGAUAUCCCUGCCAAUCCUUUUCCUCUGGUUAGAUGAUGCCAGCGAGGGAUGAGUCAGUGGGUCAAUGCGUGGACUUCUUCUUCCACCCAUCGCAACCCCAACCCCUGUUCCGAAUCCGUAAAGAUUGUCUCUUUCGAUCGGGUACAGCGCUCCUUGGGAUUCUUAUAACGGGGAUUUGGUUGGGAUUUCCUGCUCUUUAUUCUCUGUCUUCGCUGCUGCUGCUGCUGCCUCUCCUCCGUAUAUAAGGCGGUUUGAGGAAGAGGGCGUCGCCUGCGGGUGCUUGGACUCCUCUGCGUCUGUAAUGUCGUCGUCGAGAGGAGGCAAUGGUUGCGGCGGAGAAGGAGAGCGCCAAAUCCAUGUCUUGGCCGUGGACGACAGCUCCGUCGACCGGGCCAUGAUCGCCAGGAUCCUCCGCAGCUCCAAGUACAGAGUGACGACGGUGGACAGCGGGAAGAAGGCACUGGAGCUGCUGGGACUGGAACCGGACGUGAACAUGAUCAUCACGGAUUACUGGAUGCCGGAGAUGACAGGGUACGAGCUUCUCAAAAGAGUAAAGGAAUCCUCGGAGCUGAGGGAGAUCCCUGUGGUGAUCAUGUCGUCCGAGAACGUCCCCAACAGGAUCAACAGGUGUUUGGCAGAAGGAGCUGAGGAUUUCCUGCUGAAGCCCGUUCGACCAUCCGAUGUGUCUCGGUUGUGCAGUCGAAUCCGAUAGCAUGCUAACGAUGGUCGACGUCGGAGGAAGAAAGGAGUUUUUGAAGCUCUUAAUUGGCUCGAUUAUUUUUUGUUCGAUGGAGAUACAUAUACCUGUUUUGGAAUUCUUUCUCUGGUAACAUGUUCUUAGAGAGCAUAAUAUGAGAACAGAAAUGUAGAGAGAGAGAGAGAUGCCGAUCUUGUCCUCACAUUUUGUCUGUGGCUUUCAGAAUGGUUGUGGUGGAAAUAGAAACUAGCAGCAUUUUCCACACUUGCA